GGGUUAAGCUAUUGUGUAGUCCCCUUUUCUCACUUGACUUAUUAUUGUUGAUUUUGAAAUGGCUGCUGCUCGUCGUCGAGCACAGGAGGCUGUAGCACCCCCUCCUGCCCCUGUUGUACAAAUUCAAAGGCGUGCGAAAGACCCCCCAACUUUCGAAGGGAAACCCCAAGACGACGUUGUAGCUUGGUUGGAAGAAUACCAGGAUACUGCAGAUUUUAAUUUGUGGUCCCCAGAAGAGAGUUUACGUCAAGUAAGGUGGGCUUUGACGGGGUUCGCAAAAAAUUGGUACCGGAAUCUCCAACCCCAACCGGCAACUUUUCCCCAAUUUUCUCAAGUAAUUCGGGCUGCAUUUAAACAUCCGGCUUAUGAUUCGGGGAUGGCGUCUCAAUUGCGUAACCGGAAACAAGGAAUUGAUGAAUCCCCGGUUAUGUAUUGCUUUGACAAAUUAAAUCUUUGUAAUCGGGUAGAUCCUAGAAUGACAGAGGGAGUAAAAUUGGACCAUUUGAUUCGGGGAAUGAAGCCAACUCUUGUUGAAAAAGUUUACCCCUCUAUUGAUUUCGCGAACCCUAAUACUGCUGCAUUUGUGCAGUUAGUACAGUUGCAUCAUCAGGCAACUUGGGUCGCCAAUUCCAACGAUUGGGUGCCCCCCGAAACUGAGAAACCUGUUAACCAAUUCCUAGUUACCUCUCCUGGGACUUCCGCUCAUUCCUCCCCUGUAACAGAUGGGCAGAGUAAAUUUAUUACCCAAACCCAACUUACGAAUCAAUUAGAGAAUUUCGAGAAACAAUUGACCUCCAAACUAGAAAAAGACUUAAGGGCGGAGUUGACCAAAUACAAGAGGGAAUUGCGAGAUGAUUUCAAGGAAAUUCAGGAGAAGGGAUUUGGGGAAUUGUUGGAAGGCGUGGGAAAGGCAGUCCGGACCGAAUUAAAGAGAAAUGGAGUGAGUAAUCAGCAGAAAAGGUCAUUUGGAGGUGAAAAUAGUUCGGGGAAUCGAUUUAAUGGUGGAAAUUUUGGGAAGCGCAGACGAACGGAAGAUGGGCGUCCCAUUUGUUAUCAAUGCAACACCCCGGGCCAUAUAGCAAAAAAUUGUGGGAACCAAGGGCGUUCACAUCAACAACCACUUAAGCCCACUAUCGACUCUGUUCCAAAAAACUAGGUUCGGCCCAGGGGAAG
Daphnia pulex (common water flea) is the source of this 1173-nucleotide messenger RNA. RefSeq lists its product as uncharacterized. Gene Ontology annotation, molecular function: nucleic acid binding; zinc ion binding. Lineage: Eukaryota; Metazoa; Arthropoda; Branchiopoda; Diplostraca; Daphniidae. The record is from RefSeq and is a predicted model, not a curated record. Bases 59 to 1156 code for a protein of 365 amino acids. The transcript has a single exon.